GAAUAUUUACAUUGAACGAAACAUCACUUUAUAUACAUAUGUAGAUGUCUGUAUAUUUUUAACAGCUGGAGGUCCUUUAUGAACGGUUAACAAUUCACAAGUACUUAAAAUUGCCAGGCACAGGACUAAACAACAUUGAUUGAGUGGAUUAUUUCAAAAAGUAGCUGCAAUACAAUUUAAAUAAACGUCUCAUAUAAUACGAUGAGUUAAAUAAGUGGAUGUUGGACUUGAUGUAUAAGAUGUAUAUGUGAAAUGUCCGUUUGGCGUUGAUUGCAACAUUCUUUAUUGACAAGCCAUGCUAUGAAAGUUCAGGUUACUUCAUGAGCCACUUAUAUCAAGGACAACUUUAUUGAUAGGAUAUAUGCACUGGCUGGUGGUACAAGUUGAGUACAAUGUGAAGAAGGUGGUCGACACAAACAACAGGCAAUCGGCCGAAAUAUCACAAAAUAAACUAAGUAGGUCAGGAUAAAUAUUACACAUGGUGUUUGAGGAUGAUUAAACAGGAAUUUGAAAUUGCAUUCUUAAGUUGACUUCAUGAUAACUAAUUGGACCUCAUUCGGCAAAUACAAAUUUUCUGUGGAGUAGAGAAGCAAGUUCUAAAUGAUAUCACUGAAUAUCUGUCAAUGGGAAGAGAUGACGUUUAUCACGAUCAUAUUAUAGACCACACCAAUUGAACUAUUAUGUGUGUUGUGGGGAAUAUCGUUUUUAUGACCGUUAGUACCAAAAUCGACAUUUUCAAGUGCAGCGUCGGUACACAUGGUAAAACUGUCAAUUAAUUAGUAGAUGUAUAUUUAGUUUUAUUUGAGGAGUGGAAGAAUAUAUCUAAUACAACGGUGACUAAUUACUUCUGAUGUAUACACUAUAUCAUCUGAACCCACAGAUAUUUCUGGAUUUGCAUAUUAUACGACUGGUAAUCUAUAAUCUGACGGCGGAAAUUUCUAAUAUCGUCAAAAACCAUGCCUAAGAAGGUCAGCCUAGCCAAAAAGGGACGGAAGUCUUCAAAUCUAUUCAAACGAUCGAAUACGUACGAUUUGGAAACCUGUGGUACAUACAAUGAGGGGUAUGAUGGCCCACAUUCCCCUACGCUUUCAACAACUAAUGAAACAAUAUUAGGAACGGGUACAGGUACAUUCCGACGAAUUGGGGAUUCAUAUAUUGAUCUUCCAACCAUCGGACAAAGCAAUGACUCUGAUGAGAAAACAAAGGAGAGUUCUCAUGUGAUUAUAAGGGAUAGUGUAACGGAUGCUGGUGUAACGACUUCGCUUAACCGACCAAACAAUUCUCCUCCAUAUUCUCCAAAGGAUGAAGUGUCCUUAAAUGAUAUCUGUGUUAACUUUUCAAUUUCUCCUCAACCCCAGGAAAUAUCUGAAGACAUACAUGUAAAACCUAUCGUACAGUGCAUGAAAAUAGCAUCAUCGUUAGACCACAACCAGUCCGAGAAAUUAUUCUCACCCCAAGAACAUGAAAAGACCGUGGAAUUAUCAUCAUUGUCAGAUCAUGUACGUUCCUUGGAAUUAUCAUCGGCAUCAGAACAUAAAAAGUCUGUUAGAUUACCAUCAUCUUCAAAACAAAAACAGUCAGACCAUAAACAGACCGUGGACCUACAAUCAUCAUCAAAACAUAUCGAGAUGCUAUCAUCAACGGAUCAUGAACAAUAUAAGGACGAUCAAAAAUCCGCACCAUCAUCGAAUAAUGAAAUAUGUAAAAACGUGCCAAAACCAAAUCAAAGAAUUGAAAAUGAUCCUGGUGCAAAUAGAGAUUUAAUUCCAGAAUGUUGCAACAAACCAGAGAUUCAUAAAGCAAAUAGUUUAACUCAUUCAGUUGAAUCAGAAAAAUCACAUACUAGUGAACAGCAAAGCCAAUCUAGUGAUAAAAGUGAAAUUUGCAACGAACCCCAUAAUAAAAAUAUAGCCUUUCUAACUCCGUCCAAUAUUUCGAACCAAACUGAAUCAAAUGUUGAUAAAGAUGAAGCCAUUAAAUGUGAUGAUGUUGUUUUGCACGAAUCUAGUCCUGGAGAUACUGAACGUCUCAAACGUGACUCCAUAUCGGAAAAUGUACCUAAAAAGACCAGUAAACGGAUUUCAUUUGGAGGCACUGAAUAUAUUAACAUGGACCAUGAGGAAACAUCUAUCCAACGAGACCUACAUAUCAAUGCUAAUGUUCAUAUUGAAACAUCCACAAAUAAUAACGUACCAGAUAUUACCAAACUAAACGGAAAUACUCCAUCUACCAAAAAUGGCGGGACCACCUUUUUGAAAAACGGCUCCCUAAGAAAUGGAUCAUUACCAAGACAACAACAUGAAUAUAAAAGUAGAGAAGAGAUCCAAGAAAUGUUCCCAGCAAUUGCUUUAAGGAAGAAGAAGAAGCAAAGACGGAAAGUUGCAGUCGCUGAGAUUGAUCAACCUGACUUGGUUGCUUCAAGACCUGAAAUUUCAGCACCUCAAUCGCUUACGUUGUCAUCGAGGAGAGUAUCGUUCGCCGCUGAUCCGGAUCGGGAACAACCAACUUCAGAAAACGACAUUGAUGAGGAGAAUCCAAAACCACCACGAAGAAGGAGAUCUAUGAGACGACGUAGUAAAUGGUCACUACAAUACAUCAAGGAUCGAUUUGAAGACAAUGAGAUCGAGGAUCUGUACAAGAGAUAUUCACUACGGAUCCAGAGGGACACAUUGAUCGCCCUUCUUGUAAUUUUAGUAUUCUAUGGGGUUUCUCAGAUCCUCCUAAUCAACACAGUCGGAAUGGAAGAUAGUGCAGCUAGUAGAGAGAGUGCUCCUGGCACGAACAUUGUCAUGGGUGUAGGGAUAGGAGGAUCAUUAGUAGGAAUAGCACUGGUCUCAAUUAAACCCGUCUUCGUCAAGUUCAACAAACUCAUCGCUCUCUUCAUCUGGCUCUUCCUGAUGACAACCGUCUAUAUCUUUUUCACAUUUCAAACUGAUAAGCAAUCAUUUGACGAUGUACCCAUGAUAUUUUAUAUGAUCUUCAUUAUCCAUACAAUGAUGCCUAUGAACAGAAAAUGGGCUUUAAUUCUCGGAAGUCUCACUGGCGUUCUAGAUUUACUCGUCCAAGGUAUUCUUCUGCACGUCACUGAAAAUUUCAUUGUGUUUCUGACAGCUAAUCAGCUCGUUUGUAAUGGUUUGAUAUUCGUUUGUGCCAACCUAGUAGGAUUAUACCAUAAAUACUUAACAGAUCUUGCUCAUAGACAAACAUUCCUAGACACUCGAGACUUUAUUGAGGCCAACAUCAAGUUCAGCAGAAGAAGAGAAAAACAGAAUAAAAUGAGAGAAGGAUUGUUACAUAAGAUCAUACCCAAAUACCUCGUCGAAGAUAUCAAACAACUGUUAUUGAAGCGUCUCGUACAAUCCGAACCUGAUGCAACGGGGUUUUAUGACUUAAUGAUUCAACGCCAUGAGCAAGUCAGCAUUUUAUACGCGGAUAUAGUCAAUUUUACACCGCUAACUAAUGAACUAUCCCCAUACGAUCUCGUCAAUGCACUGAACGAACUAUUUGGGAGAUUCGACCAACUGGCCAAGGAGCACAACUGUAUGCGAAUUAAGAUCCUUGGAGACUGUUACUAUUGUGUAUCGGGUUUGCCUGAUCCUAUUCCAACUCACGCGAGAAACUGCGUUAGAAUGGGGCUCGAGAUGAUAAAGGUGAUCAGGGAAAUACGACAUAAAACUGGUGUUUGGACACUAGAUAUGCGCAUUGGUGUGCAUUCCGGGACUGUGCUAUGUGGUGUGCUAGGAUUGAGGAAAUGGCAAUAUGACGUUUGGUCGGAUGAUGUAACAAUAGCAAAUCAUAUGGAGUCGAGUGGAGAAGCAGGGAAGGUACACAUAACAAAAGCUACACUGAAAGAGCUUGGAAAAGAGGGAGAAGAAUUUGUUUGGAAUGAGGCACAUGGACAGGAAAGAGACACUGUUCUCAAGGAAAACAACAUCGAGACAUACUUCAUACAACCAAAAUCCGAGUCUGCUGAUGACGUCAAUGAUAAUACCGACGUAGCAAAGGGUCGACCAAAACGUCCCUUGGCAAGACGAUUCUCUGUGUAUGUGGAGAACUGGGGCGCCGAGAAACCAUUUGUCAGCCUCUCAGAUUAUAUGAUGGAGAAGACAAUGCCACUGUAUGUCUAUGGACAGGAGAUAGGAGAAGAGGAAGAGGCAGAGGUGAAGAAGAGAUUGGAGAGAGCAUUUCACCUUGAAGAGAAUGAUGAUAUUCAUGACUAUAAGGACUGGAUCAAGCUGGAAUCUGAUGAAAUAAGUGCAGUGACCCUGCUGUUUAAAAACACUGAAACAGAAAAUCAGUACUCUAACCUUCCAGACCCUCUGUUCAAAUAUUACAUCGUCUGUGCGUCUAUCAUAUACGCAUGUGUCGUGCUCAUCCAGUUUAUGAUCUUCAACACAUCAGUACUUCAGGUCUGUGUUUUUUCUGUUGGGAUUUUACUGUUCCUAGCUAUGAGUGUUUUUGGUAUGGCUGCUGAUAUUUCAUGUCUCAGAAGAACAUUUUUCUCAAGAGCGUCGGGCAAUAUCACUAGGAGUAAAUGGGCAAAGAUAUUAAUAUCAUUUACAACCAUAAUAUACCUGUUCACAUCAGCUAAUAUAAUAGCAUUUGAGUGUAAGGACGUCCAUGAUGAUCCAUAUAAUUGCACCAAUCAGACAGUCCAGUUAUUCAGAGAAAUGGUGGAGAUAUUGGCAGACGAGGGCGUCUGUGUAUUUGCACCGUAUUUUAUGUAUUCGAGUAUGCUGGCACUAACUGCAUGUAGCGUGUUUCUUCGCCUUAACUGGCUCAUAAAGAUUGCUUAUAUGGUUCUCGGCCUUCUCUCCUACAACUCACUCUUCCAUAUAGUCCUGGCACAUGUUUUUGACUUCUAUGAUGAAUGUCUAGGGCCUGAUAUUCUCCAACUGCGAGUGAGGGGAUCUUUCUAUCUCACGGUUAUGUUCGUCACUUUAAUUGUUCUAGACAGACAGACGGAGAGGAACAGUAGAUUGGACUUUCUUUGGCAAACAAAAAUUGAGCAGGAGAAAGACGAACUUGAACGUAGUGAAAUGCUUAACACAAUGUUAUUGGAGAAUAUUCUACCACGUCAUGUAGCGGAACACUUCUGCAGUCCUGAACUUGGCAAGGGGAGCGUGUAUCACAGGCAUUGUAAGAAUGUCUGUGUGAUGUUUGCCUCCAUACCUAACUACAUCCAUUACUUUUCAACUGUAGCAGGAACACAAGAGUCACUUAGGCUUCUUAAUGAAAUAAUCUCAGAUUUCGAUAAGUUGCUAGCAUUAAAAAGGUUUCGACAAGUGGAGAAGAUAAAGACGAUAGGUAGCACAUAUAUGGCUGCAACUGGGUUGAGUCCCGGGGAGAAUCUCAGAGAAGAGAAUGAUGAUCUGACAUCCAGUGAAAACACUAUAUUAAUGGCUAUGUUUGCCAGUGAAAUGAUGUCAAAACUGGCUGACCUAAGUAAUGACGUACUGUUCGAAUACAAACUCAGGAUAGGUAUUUGCCAUGGGGAUUUAAUAGCUGGAGUCGUGGGUGCAAGUAAGCCCCAAUAUGACAUUUGGGGAGACACUGUGAACGUAGCUAGCAGGAUGGAUACGUACGGCGUCAUUGGGCGGAUACAAAUGCCAGAGGCAACGGCGAACAUCCUGAUGAAGAAAAAAAUCUCUUGCGAGUUCCGAGAUACAAUCAGUGUCAAAGGCAAGGGUAAAAUGAAGACGUACUUACUCUCAGACACGAUUAGAAUGGAUACGGCCAAUGACUCGGUCAGAAGUGACGUAUACUUCCAGUACUUUGCUUAAAGAUUUACAAUGAACGAAAUACAGAAAUAUGGACCAUGCAACUGACUCAUAGUAUGUGUUCGAACCAAGCCCAAAUAUUUGGGAAUUGAAAUAUGACCAUGGAUUCGUCAAUUUAUCAAUUUUUAUUAAUUUUACUUAUGGCUCUUUAGUGUGGCUAGUACAGUAUUCAUCAAACAAACAACGAUUAAACAACCAAACAAACAAUCAAACUAACAAUCAAACAAACAGGCUGGCCCUGAAAGUGGUUAGAGACACUGCUGAUACAAAGCUGUGAUGGAAC
Molecule: messenger RNA, 6063 nt
Organism: Owenia fusiformis
Lineage: Eukaryota; Metazoa; Annelida; Polychaeta; Sabellida; Oweniidae
Source: the annotation of a GenBank genome assembly